GCCCGUUCCUCGGCCCGCCGUGCAGCGCUUCCUCCCGGCCAGAGGAAUGUCCGGGUCUCCGGUGUCAACAUCCAGGAUCUCUCCGGAGAGACGUAACACACCAAACAACCCGACGGCACUUCGAUAACGCCUUAUUUUGCUAUCUCCGGGGACAGCGAUUAUAAUGUCCUUUGUGUGUAUGCGCAAAGAUUGAGAGACGAUUUUACUGCGGAUGCAUUUAGUCAACGACCGCUGUUACUUAAAACGAUGACCGAUUUCGGAGUGAAAACGGCACUUUCAGUCAUUUAAAAAAAAACAAAAAACCUGGGGUUCGGUUGGUUAGUUAGCUUAGCAGCGACAUAGCCUGUUUUAUUUUGUUAAGUUAGUCCAAGGAUCAACGGGUGAAAAUCACAGUUGACAUGAUGUUUCCACAAUCAAGACACUCGGCAUCCUCUCAAACCAGUCAGCCACUGAAGUUCACCACCUCAGAUUCCUGUGACCGCAUCAAGGACGAGUUCCAGUUCCUCCAAGCACAGUACCACAGUUUGAAGUUGGAAUGUGAUAAACUUGCCAGUGAGAAGUCGGAGAUGCAGCGGCAUUACAUUAUGUACUAUGAGAUGUCCUAUGGGCUGAACAUUGAAAUGCAUAAACAGGCUGAAAUAGUGAAGAGAUUGAAUGGGAUCUGUGCUCAGGUGCUACCCUACCUGUCACAGGAGCAUCAGCAGCAGGUCAUGGGUGCCAUAGAGAGAGCCAAGCAAGUCACACCGCCUGAGAUGAACUCCAUCAUACGGCAACAGCUUCAGGUGCACCAGCUGUCCCAGCUCCAGGGUCUGGCCCUGCCCAUGACUCCACUGCCCCUGGGUCUCACUCCCCCCACUCUGCCUGCAGUCUCCUCCAGCUCAGGCCUCCUCUCCCUGUCUUCCAUCCUGGCCAACCAUUCCCAUGCCCAGGCCCAGCUGGCUAAAGAGGACAAGGCCCGGGACGCCUCAGAGAGGGAGCAGAGAGGGGAGGAGGAUGGGGACAAGUCGGACUAGUCCCAAUGCAGAAAGGGAGAGAUGGGGUGAGAACGAGAGGAGGAGAGGUGGGGAUAGAUAUUUGUCUAACUGUAAACUGAGACGGGUGCAUGUCUGGCUUGCUCUCUGUGAAGGGGUGGAAGUCGGGGAUGGAGAGGAGUAGUGAUAGGGAUGACAUCAAGUUGCACUGGUAGACAAGAGCACAGAGUUUAACUUUUUCAUGGUGGGGGGAGGGGUGUUGGAAAUGGUUUGGAGAAUGAAUAAAUGACAGAACAGAAGCAAGUGAGAGUAGGGGUUGAUUAUUGAUAUUAAUUAGCGAUAAUAGACUCAGUUCAGGCUUGUAGACUUAAAGUAGAUGCUUUUUAGUGUAAGCCAGUUUGUAAGGCUCAACCAAGAUUAAACCAUGAGUUUUCACUCGGGAGUUUGGAGCCAGAGUGAAGGUUGAAUACAUGAAUUUGAACAACAACCUCUCAUGCAUGGUUGCUCUCACAGAAUUACUCCCCCCCCCCCCAGACUGCUACGCUCCGAUUGUUUUGUAAUUUAAUUUGCAGUUUAUCAAUCAAUUGUCAAAAUCAAAUCUAUUUUACGUAACUUUCUUUCGUGUGUGCGUGUGUGUGUGUGUGUGUGUGUGUGUGUGUGUGUGUGUGUGUGUGUGUGUGUGUGAGUGAGCGAUGUCUGGCCUCUUUUCUGUCCCGACGUUUGCAGUCAUUCACAAUGAGGAGUGUGGACCUGAGUAACAUUCUUUCCCCUCGCUUACUACCUUUUCCGCCAUUGCUACCAGGUAGCUUUGUCAACGUUUUUCUUCAGCCUCUCACUCAAACAUUGACUUGAGCUCAUUGUUUCCGAUGCAUUUCUGCAAAAGGAGCCAAAAUAUUUCAACUUUUUCCAAUUUAAGUGGGACCUUUCUCUCCAAAAUCAUACUCAUCAGAUGCAUUUAGAGCUCAGUGGUCCAGUGUGUGUUCGUAUCGCAGACCACUGGACUCUUCAGUUGAGCUAUGUACCUCCAUCCCAAUUGAAUGGGAUUUUUUAUCUUAAUUUUUUUUCCAUUAGAGGAGUAUACUAGAUAAAAAUACAGUCAUGUACCUUGGCAGGAGCAUCAUUUGCGUUUAAUGGACCUUCGCUUGAUGGGAUGGGUAGUCUGCUUGUUCAAAUUUGAUGACAUUUAAGUUUUUGAGACUGACUUUUUUGGCAUUUGAUUUUCUUUUUUAAUUUAGAUUUUUUUUAUUUGUUCAUUUGCAUUUUUUUUGCAUGAAGUUUAGGAUAUGCUUAUUAGGCAUUCAAAUUGAAUAUGUGCUUAGUACGGUGAAUGUGAUCUAGGGACACUCAAUUUUUUUUUUCCUAUGAAGCACCUUUUCUAUUUUCUCUUCUCCCUACCACUUUCCACCCCACCCCCUCUUCCUACUCCUUUGGUCCGUGCCCUUAAAAAAACCAAGACAAACUUGAAUGGGACCUGGACCUCUGUUUCACCAGAUUGCAGAGUACUGUAUACCUGUAAGUUAGCAUAGCACUUCAGUUUGUACUGAUACCGUGUCAAAAAAGCCCCCCUGUAUUUCCCACCAUGUUUGAUUUGCAUGAGUCUGGAGAAAAGACGAUUCCCUUUCUGUUUUCCUGUCUUUUGUAGUGGGUGACUUGCUAAAACUCUGUAGACAACAGCGGAUGUUGCCUCCCUCAGACAAGAAUGGCGCCUUUCACAAACAAGCGCUCUGGCACCCAAAAUGUGUGCUUGUGACCAAACUACAGCCAAAGUUGCGAUUUGCAAAAAAAUUGACAGCAAUUGCAAAAAAAAAGAAAGAAGUAAUUUAAGUUGUGCUUAAACCAUAUUUAUGUUGAUUUAUCACAAGCCAAAAGUUAAUUUUCUCAUUACCCACAUCAUGAAUACUAGUCUACAUAUAUUUUGAGAUUUGGCCUUGGAGCAACGGUACAGUUGGAUGUAGGAGAAUGCGUGAAUAGGUCUGGAAGGGAUACUUGGGUUUCCAGGGUUUUUACUGUAUGUCCUACCUGUGUCAGACAGAGUCAGACAAGCUUGUGCAUAGUUGUGAUGGAGAAAUGAGGCUUUCUGAAGGAUGGAGGCUUUCCAGCCAGUUGUAUCACAAAUACAUUUCUUACUCGAAGCCUUAUUCAACACACUGUACACAGGUGACACCUGGUGAUAGAAAUAAUUUUGAGCAGUCAAACCAUUAUAUUGAUGACGUGCCACCUACUGUAGCGCAGAAACAUCGCUGACAUCUAGUUGCAAACAGUACAGCUGCUGUAAGCAAUAAUAAUACGCUCAUGCUUUCUAAUACACUCAUAACCUACAAUUAUCAUUAUCAUUGGGCUAGGUUUGUUGUUGUAACCACUUCCUAAUAUAAUAAACAGUUAUAUAUCUAUCCAUCCAUUAUCCAAACCGCUUAUCCUGCUCUCAGGGUCGCGGGGAUUCUGGAGCCUAUCCCGGCAGUCAUUGGGCAGCAGGCGGGGAGACACCCUGGACAGGCCGCCAGGCCAUCACAGGGCAAUAAUGUAUUUUCACCAAGUUUGAUGAUGGGUAAAUGAUAUACGUAUUUGUGUUUGAGGAACUAUUUUGACCAAAAAUGCAGGAAAUCAACAAGAUUGAAAUAAAGAGGGACGUGUGUGAGGGGUUCAGCUGUGCAGUAAGUGCCGCAGAUGGGGUGUGAGUGAUUUGGUAUGUGCAAUGAAAGGGAAGGUGCUUUGUGACUGGGAAAAGGGAACGUUUUGGACACCAUUUCCAUCGUCUUGAAUAACAUUGGGAGAUGCCAAACAAGAGAUUUUAUUUUUCACAGGUUUAAUUUUCCUUAGGGGGGAAUUUUUUUUUUAAAGAUUAAUCGGAACGAUCCAAAAAUAAUCAAAAACUCCUCAAACCUUCAACUCUAGGCACUCUGCAACCAACAAUGUUAUCAUCGUUGGUUGCAAAGAUGGUUUGGUUGGCCGCAGAUGAGGCUUCCUUACACCUACUAACCCAAACUCAAAACCAACCAGUCACGUGCUUCUACAGGCAACGAGGCCUCAUUUGUCGACCACGUGCUUCAUUAUCGAUCGUAAUAUCGCUCCUGGAUAACUUUAUCAUGUCUGUGCGGCGAUCGGCUUCAGAGAAGGUUAAUUCCCCUUCUUUUGAGAGCAGCUGCUAGUGAUCCUGGUAGACAUCCAGCAACUGAGCUAAGCUAGGCUAAGCGCCGCGCCGUUCAGUGUACCUUCAAAGUACUCACUCAGACAUAAGAAAUAAAAGGUAUCCAUCAGUUUGUCUGACUCUGUAUAAUUAGGGCACAGGGAAGAAAAAAGAAAAAAAAGGAAACCAAAGACGCCUUUAAUGAUUUUUUUUAUUUUUUAUGAUAGAUUGUAAUUCCCUUGUUGGUCAGCAGAGAGCAGUGUUGUUUUUUCUCCACCAUUCCAGUUGAUUUUGAGGGAACCGUUGUUCUCAGCUGUCUGCCUAUGACCUGAAAAAGGGAGAGGCGAUACACACACACACACACACACACACACACACACACACACACCCACACACCCACACACCCUCAGCACUGUUUUUCUCUCUUGAGUGGAGACGUUGACUGUGGGCCAGUGAUGGGCCUGCUGCUGUGCUGGUCGGUAUUCUCCAGCAACGUGAGUGCUCCGCAGAGCAUUAGCAACCCACCUUUUAUGUCUAAUGAGUGUGUUCAUUUUUUUUCUCUAAAUAACGAGAUAAGGGUUCUUACCAUUCCUCUAUGUUCCUUCUGUUUUUAACAAAAAAAAAAAAAAAGCACUUAGAUUGUGUCUCAAUACCUCUCCUCUGUGGCACCCCCCCCCCCCGCCCCCCAUUCAUCUGCAUAUGCACAAGCCACUGUGACAUGAAACAUGGUCCGGUGUGGAGGUCUGAAGUUGAACACGGCCAAUGUGAGUCCAGAUCAAGGGAAGGAAACGAGGAGGGAGAGGCAUGGGCCGGUGGAGGUAAACUCCACGCGUUGAGGCUGAUCUCUGUAGAAAAACCUGCUCGGCAAAAACAGACAUAUGAAUGAGAAAUGUGCAUUUGUUUUAGCUGUGAAGGGCCAAUUUAUAUACAUAUUGAUAUAUCAAUAUAUAUGUAUAAUUUUUUAAAGCAUUUUUGUAUGUUUCAAAGCUGCUUUCUUGUGUGUGUGUGUGUGUGUGUGUGUGCGCGCGUGUAUGAGAGAGAGGACGUUGUUGUUGUUGUGUGCAUUACUUGCCUGUAGUAAGAGAGGCACUAUAUUGGAUACCUUAACCCCCCCCCACACCUCUUAAUCUCCCCAUUUUUCGGUAGGCAGUAACAAUUUUUUUUUUAGCCUUGUAAAUGUCACUGGUCUUUUUUUUUCAUCUUGUUUGCGUGUGUGUGAAUCUUAAGACAUGAACUUGUUUAUAUUGUACAUUGUUGUUUAUUAAAACAAUAUUGCUGCCUCAUUUAAGAAAAAAAACAGCGAGGCAAAAAAAAAACCUAAACAAGCAAAUGUGUACUCUAAUGACAAUGACCCAUUCAGCAGUAAGGAAGUGUCUCUGGUGCCUUACAAAUAAAAGACCUGAUG
This is a messenger RNA of Lampris incognitus (smalleye Pacific opah), 5500 nucleotides long. RefSeq names its product TLE family member 5-like. Gene Ontology annotation, molecular function: protein binding; transcription corepressor activity. The record is from RefSeq and is a predicted model, not a curated record. The coding region runs from base 399 to 1013 and encodes 204 amino acids. The transcript has 7 exons. Lineage: Eukaryota; Metazoa; Chordata; Actinopteri; Lampriformes; Lampridae. Gene Ontology annotation, biological process: negative regulation of canonical Wnt signaling pathway; regulation of DNA-templated transcription. Gene Ontology annotation, cellular component: nucleus; transcription regulator complex.